GAAUAAAGAGAGAGAGGGCAUUUAAAAACUCGAAUUACGCACUCCAGAACGGGCCGUUUUGGGGCACUUUCGGGGCCCGUGGCAUGAAAUAUUCGCGUCGAAGGGUCUGCGUAGCGUUUGGGCUGGUUCCGAGGGGCUGAUUCGACUCGAGAAAGUGCUGCAUUGGGACAGGAUAUCACAGAAAGAUGGAGCCCGUUAUUGUGAAAAGAUUCGAAGGGCCCGCCGACUCUUCCUCGGAGGACUCGCUGCCGAGCACGCCGCCCUUGAUCCCAAAAUUGCCGGAAGGGUUGCGUCGUCGAUGGCUUCAGCAGUCGGCAGAGGAGGAUGAGGACCCAACAGAGGUGCCUGGACUGCGCGAGGUCAAAGAGUUGCUGGCCAGGGACGACGAGGCGAGCGUGCUGGAGGAGGAGGAGGAGGGCUGCCCGCUGCCCAGCACACCCAUUGACACAGAACUCUUGGACCAUGAGGAGUCGGAAGAGUUGGGUCUGGGUGCUUUGGCUCACAAAGCCGCCGAGCAAGCAGAAGGAUUCGUCAUGAAGGUUUGGGAGGUUUCGUGGAGCGUUUGCCACUUCCAGCACCUGCCCGAUUGGUUGCAAGACAACGACUUUCUUCACACAGGUCACCGACCACCCCUGCCAACCUUCUCAGCCUGCUUCAGGUCCAUUUUUAGGAUUCACACUGAAACAGGAAACAUCUGGACCCAUCUACUAGGUUGUGUUGCUUUCAUUGGAAUAGCCACAUACUUCCUGAGCCGACCGUCGAUUGAGGUGCAAUUCCAGGAGAAACUGGUUUUUGCUGCAUUUUUCCUAGGUGCUAUACUUUGUCUUGGAAUGUCAUUUGCUUUCCACACAAUGUGCUGCCACUCGGAAACGAUGGGAAAACUUUUCAGCAAGUUAGACUAUUGCGGAAUUGCCAUGCUGAUUAUGGGCUCUUUUGUGCCGUGGUUGUACUACGGCUUUUACUGCGACUUCCAGCCCAAAGUGAUUUAUCUCUGUGUGGUAACUUUGCUGGGAAUCUCCUCCAUUGUUGUGUCCUUGUGGGACAAGUUUUCCGAACCUGAAUAUAGAGCACUUCGAGCAGGAGUCUUUAUGACCUUUGGCCUGAGCGGGGUGGUUCCUGCGGUGCAUCAUGCUGUUGCCGACGGCUGGUUCAACGCCAUUUCCAAAGCGUCCCUCGGCUGGCUCAUCCUCAUGGGCUGCCUUUACAUCUUGGGCGCUCUUUUUUACGCACUUCGCGUCCCGGAAAGAUUCUUUCCAGGCAGAUGUGAUUAUGUGUUCCAGAGUCACCAGAUAUUCCAUGUGCUAGUAGUUGCUGCUGCUUUCGUUCACUACCACGGCAUAUCCGAAAUGGCAAUGUAUCGGAUGAGUGUUGGCUCUUGUGACGCACAGAACGAUCCACCCCUCGACUUCUGAACAACCUAUGAGAAUGAAGACUUGAGGCUUUUUCGUACACAGCCCUCGUAAGGAGCCGGAACAGCUGGAUUGUACCCCCCUUACUUUCUUCCCCAUUUUCACCGUAUGGGCUCGAUGUUCUAGUUUUUUACGCCCCUCAGAACUGACCCCAGCUUCAAUAUUUUCUCAGUUGCUCUACUUAUUAGCUGGACCAAACACUUUAGAUAGGAUCAAUAAUUGUUUCUUAUUUUUUGUCAGAAUAAUAAUAUAUUAUUAUAUUUAUUGAUUAGACUGUUAUGUGAGGAAUAAUUAAGAGAAGGCUGUCGAAUAUCAGGCACGGACGGUUUAAGCUGGCUGACCUCCUUGCUGUUUCUUUUCUCAAACAAAUUUAGUUAGAUUAACUCAUUUGGCGCAGUUCGAAGGCUAUAAAAUUACCAACAAAUCGAGUUAGUACGACUUAUAACACUUAAUUUCUAACUUAGUCCGACAGGCACAAUGCAAAUCACCAUGUUUAACAGGUAGUGUUUCUCGAUACAAUAUAGUUGAAUAGCAGCACAUUCCAUUAAGAGUAGGAUAAUUGCUUUUGAUGCCUUCGAGCUGGUCAAAUUUUGUGUGCGUGCAAUAUGUGAUUCUAAAAAAAGAUUAGAUCCCCAGUAACCAACAACCUUUUUGUAUGUUUUUAAUGCUACCCCAAUUAUUACUAAAUCAAUACAGAAAAGCUCAUUAUGUACUUUGCCUGGAUAUAUCUAUAAAAUAAAUGCAUUAAAUCAUUUUUUAACGCAAGAAAAUUACAACAACUCGGGGGUUCGUAUAUAUAUUUAUUGUUUUGAUUUUUGGUCUCGUAAGUUUUAAUUUUGAUUGCUUCUAAUGAACGCAAUGGUUUGUGAUGAUGGGUACACAAUAAAAUUGAUGAAAAGAA
Neocloeon triangulifer is the source of this 2310-nucleotide messenger RNA. It is a transcript of the gene AdipoR, whose product is annotated as adiponectin receptor protein. Gene Ontology annotation, biological process: adiponectin-activated signaling pathway. Lineage: Eukaryota; Metazoa; Arthropoda; Insecta; Ephemeroptera; Baetidae. The record is from RefSeq and is a predicted model, not a curated record. Gene Ontology annotation, molecular function: signaling receptor activity. Gene Ontology annotation, cellular component: plasma membrane. The transcript is spliced from 9 exons. The coding region runs from base 186 to 1412 and encodes 408 amino acids.